This is a messenger RNA of Daphnia carinata, 2305 nucleotides long. It is a transcript of the gene Sf3b2, whose product is annotated as splicing factor 3B subunit 2-like. Bases 187 to 2223 code for a protein of 678 amino acids. Gene Ontology annotation, cellular component: nucleus; catalytic step 2 spliceosome; U2-type spliceosomal complex. Gene Ontology annotation, biological process: mRNA splicing, via spliceosome. The record is from RefSeq and is a predicted model, not a curated record. The transcript is spliced from 8 exons. NCBI's taxonomy places the organism in Eukaryota, Metazoa, Arthropoda, Branchiopoda, Diplostraca, Daphniidae.
GCUUGUUGUAGCUGCCAUACAUCAAUUUGUUUUCUUCGAAGUUUUUUUCCAACCUCGUUUCAGAAAAUCAUUGCAGAAAUUCUACCCGUAAAAUUGAGCUCUCUUAUUUGAUUUUAACCAGAAAAAUCAAUAUUUCGAUUGCCACGUUUCUCUAUUGAAUCACAAGUUAUUUUGUGUGAAUUCAACAUGGAUCAUCACAUGCCACCCGGCUACGGCCAGGAAAAUUACAUGUAUGGAGAUCCUUCUAUGUCCUACCAAGGUAAUCCAGUCGGUAUGUAUGGGUCGGGGGCAAGGCCUAUGUCACCACCUCCUGGAGAUGAAGAUAUUUCUGCCCACGAACAUUUACCAACAGCACUUGAAGAAGUUCUUGCGUACAAGGAAUUGCGAGUGAGAGAAACAGGACACUCUGGAGAAGUUGAUAACAUUAUCACUGAAGUACCUGCUGAAACUGUUGUAGAGGUUGAUCAAAAUCUAGAUGAAAAGAAAGAUGACUUGGGUGGUGAAGAAAAUGUUGAGGAAAAAACCAAAACUCAGAGAAAUCAAAAAAAGAAGAAGAAGAAGAAGCGCACCAAGAGACAUCAACAGAAAGAAGAAGAAGAAAAUGAACAGAAUGACGAUGCCGACGAAUAUCCGCAAGUCGACAUUGAGUACGUCCAGGAAGAGAUCGUGUACGACGACAAAAAUCCAUUCUAUCGGCAAUUUGCUAAGAUAUUUGACGCUUUCAAAAUUAUUGAUGAAAAGACUGCAAAGAAAGCUGAAGAAGAAGAAGCCAAGAAAAGAGAACUACAGCGGAAUUUGGAACUUAAGAAAGUCCCCAAGUUUGCUGAAGAAGAAGACUUGGAGGAGAAGAAGGAAAACGCUGACGACGACAAACCAAAAGUUUCGAAAAGAAAACUCAAACAACUUACUCGGCUUAGUGUGGCCGAUUUGAAACAGUGUGUUGCAAGACCCGACGUAGUAGAAAUGCACGACGUCACCGCUAGAGAUCCUAAGCUGCUUGUCCUUUUAAAAGCCACAAGGAACUCUGUUCCAGUUCCCAGACAUUGGUGUGCAAAACGCAAAUAUUUACAGGGUAAACGUGGUAUAGAGAAGCCCCCGUUCAAUUUACCCGAUUUUAUCAAGAAAACUGGCAUCAUGGAAAUGCGAGCGGCCUUACAGGAAAAGGAAGAGUCAAAAACGCUUAAAGCCAAAAUGCGAGAGCGAGUUCGUCCAAAGAUGGGGCGUGUUGAUAUUGACUAUCAAAAACUGCACGACGCUUUCUUCAAAUGGCAAACCAAACCUAAAAUGACGAUUAUGGGCGAUUUGUACUAUGAAGGGAAGGAGUUUGAGACCCGAAUGAAGGACAAAAAACCAGGAGAGUUGUCUGAUGACCUGAGAACCGCUCUUGGCAUGCCUGUUGGUCCGAGUUCAAAUAAAAUUCCUCCUCCUUGGUUGAUCGCAAUGCAGCGAUAUGGGCCACCUCCAUCUUACCCGAAUUUGAAGAUUCCGGGACUGAACGCCCCUAUUCCUGAUGGCUCUUCCUUUGGUUAUCAUGCUGGAGGCUGGGGAAAACCUCCAGUGGACGAAUUUGGGCGACCACUUUACGGUGACGUUUUUGGAUUGACUGGAAAUGCAGGAGACACGAUCCUACUCGACGAAGAAGUCGACCACACGCUAUGGGGUGAACUGGAAUCGGAAGAAGAGGAAGAGGAAGUCGAAGAAAGCGAGGAAGAAGAAGGCGAAGAACAGGAAGGUGCCAUUGAUCAGUCGGGCUUAGUUACUCCUGCAGAAGGACUUGCAACUCCUUCUGGAUUCUCAUCUGUUCCUGCCGGUCUUGAGACACCAGACAUGAUUGAGCUAAGAAAGAAGAAGAUUGAAGCAGAAAUGGAAAGUAACGAAACGCCUCAGUUAUAUACCGUACUACCAGAAAAGCGGACAGAUAGAAUCGGUCAAGCGAUGAUGGGAUCCACCCACGUGUAUGAUAUUGCGGCUGCCACCAAUACGCAAAAGAGUAGUGGCGGAGUGGAACUUAGUUUGGAUCCGUCAGAACUGGAAGGCUUGGACUCUGAAUCUAUGGCCGCACGCUAUGAGCAAACACUGCGCGAGCAACAAGGAAACUUGGCUAAAGAAGAUUUCAGCGACAUGGUUGCUGAACAUGCUGCAAAACAGAAGAGCAAAAGGAAGAGACAGCAACAGCAAACCGACACAAAACAAGCCAAAAAGUACAAGGAGUUCAAAUUUUAAUAUCGAAAAACAAAUUCCUCUGGGAUCAUAAAAUAUCUCGUAAUACACGAUUUGCAAAAAAAAGGUAUAGACCAGCCAGUCG